This is a messenger RNA of Varanus komodoensis (Komodo dragon), 2955 nucleotides long. RefSeq names its product myeloid zinc finger 1-like. The coding region runs from base 1 to 2286 and encodes 761 amino acids. NCBI's taxonomy places the organism in Eukaryota, Metazoa, Chordata, Lepidosauria, Squamata, Varanidae. The record is from RefSeq and is a predicted model, not a curated record. Gene Ontology annotation, cellular component: nucleus. The transcript is spliced from 3 exons.
AUGCGAGAGGGGUCGCUGGGCUGCCCCGGAGCGGCUGCAGCUGCGAGGCCUGCUGGGCACGCCUUGGGUGCUAUGGACUUGGUGGCAGGGAUGGAAGUUGGGGCUGAAAUCGAAGUAACCGAAGACGGGACUCUGGAGGAGUUGCCUCUGCACUUGGAAAAUGCUAAGAACUGCCUCUCUUGGGAAUCCCUGGACAUCUCAAGCAGUGAUGAUGAUGGAGAGGCCUACUUCACCUUUUGCUUGCCUGUUCGAUGCCCACCUCGGCCUGUGCAGCGCCCUCCAGCUCAACGACCCUCAGCCCUUCCUUCCUCUUGUGAAAAAUGGAUCCCUCCCUUGUACCCCUGUCCCUUGCGGCCGAACCGUUCCGCCUCGCCCGGGAUCCCCGCGUGUGGCGCUUAUCAGUGCCAGCGGUGCCUGCAGGUGUUCAUGGAGGAGUGGCACUAUGCCCAGCACCUCCAGGACCACGCACGGGAGGAGGAGGCCCAGCUGCAGCUGGCCCGGCUGCCGCCACCGCCCCACUCCCCGCCACGCAAGCUGCGCUGCCUGGAGUGCGGCAAGCGGUUCCUGCGUCCCGAGCACUUUGCCCGGCACACCAAGUGGCACCUGAAGCUGGUGCGGAAGGGCAUCCGGGUCUGCCACAGGAAGGGCAGCAGGCGAGCCACGCAGGUCUCCUACGUUUACAAGCCCCUCGGUGCCGCGGAGAGCCAUUCGAGCGCAAAGGAGGCACCUGGCCGUCCAGGUGCGCAGGAGAGCCCAAGGCAGUGCAGGAGUCUCCCUGCCCCGAGACUCCCGAAGGCGAGCAAGCGGAAGGCUCUCAGGCAGCAGAGGAGGAGGCCUGCUGGGGGGUUGCAGGAGGAUGGCCUGCUCGGCGGCUCCUCCCCGGGAAACUCUGUGGCCGUUCUGGACGGGGACAUUGGCGUGAACUUCCUGCAGCCGUGGCAGAAGCAGGAGGCAGUUUUGGAAGGCCAGGUGGCUGGGGGACUGUUCCAGACAGCGGAGAACCAGAUCAUCAUCCUUGACGAGGAGGCGGGCCUUGUGCCAGCUGCCCCAGAGCACCCCUUGGCCGAGCUGCAGGCGGCCCUGUUUGACGGCCCGGGGAACACGACCCUGAGGCCGCUCUUCUUCAGUGCGGAUGAGCAGGCUGCCGCCCUGGACGCUCAGGUGAACCUGAGUUCUCUGCAGGUGGCCGGCGUCAAGGACCAUGCAGCCGUCGCGCCCAGCUGGGUUGGCCAGAACCCUUGCACGCUUUUCCGGACUGUGUUCCUGCAGGCUGAGGAACAGACAGCUGCCCUGGAUGGCCAGGCAGAGCCCGGCCCCCUUCAGCAGGUGAUCAUCAAGGCAUCAGAGGUCUCACCCACUCUCUACCUGGACCCAGAUCCUCACCUUUCUUCCAUGGAUCCAGCCUCUUUUCAGUUCGUCCCUGUGCAGCAAGAACCUCAAUUCGUAACUGUCCCGUAUGGGAAUUCAUUGGCCAUGGACCACACAGAGCCGACAGGUGAUGGGGAGAAGACAUGGGAGGUGCAGACGACCACCUACCAGUUCCCAAGUUACUUGCCCAGCCUGUACCAGCAGAGUAAGCAGCCACCGCCAGCAGCAACUGCCGGUCUUUCGCCCAAAAGCUCCAUGGUUGUCCGCCUGUUCCCGUGCUCCCCUGGGGACCACCCUGAGGUCUUGGACCUGGAGUAUGACACGGGAGGUGGCAUUCCGGUGGCCUCCGAGCCGUGGGAGGCAAAUGUGAGGCCCGAACAGGAAAGCUGCAGCACUGAGGAGCUGAUCGAGGACAACUUGGUUGUAGUGGAGGUAGACGGAAGCUCGGAUGGCCAAGGGUUGGCGGUAGACCUCCCUCAGAAGGGCUCUGGCAGACAGCCCUCGCGCAGGACUAUAAAGCCAACCGAUAGAAGCCAAGCUCGGGGUUUCACCUGCCCCGACUGUGGCGUGCGCUACGGCCGGAUGUCCCAGCUCCGUUCCCACCAGAAGGGGCCAAAGCGCCGAGGACGGCGCUGCCUGUGUGAAUGUGGGGCUUCCUUCCACGGCCUGCUGCAUCUCCUGCGGCACCAGCUGCAGCACCUGGAAGAAGCGCUCUUCAUUUGUGCUACCUGUGGGAAGUCCCUCAAAGGACACAGGGGUCUGGCAAGGCACGGGACCUGCCAGCCUGGCCCCACCCGCUUUGGCUGCCCCUGCGGAGUCCGCUUCCAGCGCCUGUCCCGUUAUCUCUGGCAUCAUGUGAGAAGCCAGCGGCCUGGCCUGCGGGUUUACACUCUCGCAGGCUUCCUCUCUUCGGCCUGAGGGGCCCACGUUGCCCAAGGCGGAAGGGAGGAGAGGGAAGUAUGAGUGCUUCCAGCUCGGAGGUGCAGAUUGGCGUUGGAACGUGAGGACCGGAGCCCCUUACAUCUGGGGGAUGCAGAGCAUUGCUCAGAAACGGUUUACCGGUUGUGAAGCUUAGCUGAUUUCUGUUGGGAUCUGUCUUUCGCACCUCUGGUGUAAUUACAAUGAAGAUAAUUAAAACAGCGAAGAUGCUGAGCCCCUGACGUCUUGCUGGCCUGCAGCUGAGGCUUUUGGCAGUGGAAGGCUGAGGGAAGCUCCUGGCAGACAUCGGGACACGAUGGUUCUGUGGGUGGUUGUGCGUUUAGUAGAACAAAGCUGACGUGUGCAAAACAGAUCGAGAGGAAUGGCUGGGAAAAGGCUGUUCAUGCGUGUAACUUGCGUGGCUGUGAAGUUGCAGGGUCUGCCGCGCCCACUUAGUUCUAGCCAACAAAGUUAGUGGUCAGGAGUGAUGGGGAUUGGAGUCCCAACGUUUCAAUUCACCCACCCUGGGUUUCUUAGAAUGCUCCACAAUCCGGAAGCUGGAAAAUAUCCAAAAUAACCUGAUAUAAAAGAGAUCAAGUCCCAGGAGGUAAGAGAAUAAAGUGUGAUUUUGGGAGGGUUCCUUCAGUGAAUAAAAAUGUUAUUUUCUUA